Molecule: messenger RNA, 657 nt
Organism: Lotus japonicus
Lineage: Eukaryota; Viridiplantae; Streptophyta; Magnoliopsida; Fabales; Fabaceae
Product: agamous-like MADS-box protein AGL62
Exons: 1
Coding region: 1-657 (218 amino acids)
Biological process (GO): positive regulation of transcription by RNA polymerase II
Molecular function (GO): protein dimerization activity; DNA-binding transcription factor activity, RNA polymerase II-specific; RNA polymerase II cis-regulatory region sequence-specific DNA binding
Source: RefSeq, a predicted model, not a curated record
AUGUCCAAGAAGAAGUCUAGCUUAGGUCGCCAAAAAAUCCCCAUUGAGAAAAUACCCAAAAAAAGUCAUCUCCAAGUCACUUUCUCUAAGCGUCGUUCAGGGCUCUUUAAAAAGGCUAGUGAGCUUUGCACCCUUUGUGGUGUUGAGAUUGCGAUUGUAGUGUUCUCACCCGCUGAUAAAGCAUUCUCUUUUGGCCACCCAGAAGUUGAGUCUAUCAUUGAUCGUUAUCUGACUCGAAACCCUCCACAAGAGCCUUCUGGUGCUCACCAAUUUGUUGAGGCUCAUCGAAAUGCUAACUUGCGUGAUCUCAACAUGCAAUUGACUCAAUUUCUUAACCAUUUAGAGAUUGAAAAGAAGCAAGGAGAUGAGAUUGAUAAUGUGAGGAGGGAGAGGCAGAGGCAAUUUUGGUGGGAGAGCCCUGUUGAUGAACUUGGCUUGCAUGAGUUGAUCCAAUUGAAGGGUUCUGUUGAGGAGCUUAAGGACAACUUGGGGAAACUUGCUACCAAAUUCAUUAUGGAACAAUGCAAUAGCAACAUAUCUUCAGUAAAUAUUGGGGCUAGUGGACUUGGACUUUAUGAUGCUUCCUUUGAGAACAAAUAUGGUGCUACAAUUCCUAAUGCUUAUAAUUAUCUUGGUUUUCGGCAGGGGAAUCUUUAA